Messenger RNA from Entamoeba nuttalli P19, 585 nucleotides. RefSeq lists its product as hypothetical. NCBI's taxonomy places the organism in Eukaryota, Evosea, Mastigamoebida, Endamoebidae. The transcript has a single exon. Bases 1 to 585 code for a protein of 194 amino acids. The record is from RefSeq and is a predicted model, not a curated record.
AUGAGUUCAACUCAUGAAAAUAAACAGUUUCAUAAGAAAUAUGCUAGUCAAUUUAAUACCUUUAAGAAAACAAGAGACUACCAAAGUCAACAAGAAGCCGUAAUGUUAGGACUAUUAAAUAAGUAUGAAAAUUACUCAUUGUUUUUACCUUCAAAAAGACAUUGUAGAAGUGUCCCUUUCAUUCCAUUAAACACUAUAUUUAUUAAUGAUGAAGAAAUUAAUUGUAACGAAAUUAUUAACUCAAGACUUGCGGAUUUCUAUGAAAUGGACAAAGCAAAUGGGAUUCCAGACCACACUGCACUCAGGAGAAAGAAGGCAAAUUUAGUUGCUGAGACAAUAAAUUUUCUUGCUGAUGUAAUAGAAAUGAAAGGUUAUGUUUUUGAAUCAAAAAUAUCAACUGGAAAAAAAGGGAUUCAAAAGGAAACACUUAACGCAAUUGCUUCUCAAAUUCUUUAUCUUAAUAAAGAUGAUAUUAUCACUAAAGGAACAGAACUUAAUAAAUAUUUUUUAUCUCAAAUGCAACAUAGUUCUCAAACACUUUUUAAAAAAGGAAAUCCAUAUAUAGCGGAGGUUCUUGGUAUUUAG